Molecule: messenger RNA, 578 nt
Organism: Medioppia subpectinata
Lineage: Eukaryota; Metazoa; Arthropoda; Arachnida; Sarcoptiformes; Oppiidae
Source: the annotation of a GenBank genome assembly
GCUUUAUUUGCAGAUAUUUUGCAUUAAAAAGCCUUGAAUUCAAACGAAGGGUUGGUUUGGGUCUAAAAGCGGACGUUAUUUAUGAAUGUUUUGAUGAUUUGGCGAUUGCUUUAAUACCUAAUCCCAAGAAGUGGUGAAGCAUUUGAUCCCAUUUUGAUCCCAAUUAGCCAUCGAUUGGUUGUCUGUCAUAAUGUUGGACAACGUGUUAGCCCUGUCUUCGUACGAGCCGUUGAUUCCGAUCACAAUUUACCCGCAUUUGAGUCUAUUAUCGCUGAUAAUCGGUGUCUUCUUUAUGGCGUGGUUCUUCACACUCGAAGUCACCUCAAAGUCCUCUUCAAACCUGUUUAAAGAGUUGACGACAUCACUGAUCGGUUCCACUUUUCUCGGCUUCGGAACCGUUUUCCUUCUUCUGUCGGUCGGAAUAUAUGUUUGAUUUAAUCAUUCAAUCCAUUCAUUGAUUGCGAAAACAUAUGAUUUUAAACUGUAUUUAAAGCCUAAGAUUUUGAUAACAUGUAUAAAACAUUUCUCUUAAUUACAAAGAAAAUUGUUUUUUGUUUUAAAUAAAUUAUUUCAAGUUU